UACACCUCUCAAAGCCUGCACGCGAUAUUGCUAGAGAGAGAGAGAGAAAGAGAGACAGAGAUGGAUUCCCAGAGAUGCCGCAGAGUGGUGCUAGUCUCAUGCCCAUUCCAAGGCCAUAUUAAUCCAAUGCUUCAACUUGGGACCAUCCUGUCCUCCAAGGGCUUCUCCAUCACAAUUGUUCACACCCAACUCAACUCUCCCAAACCCUCCAAGCACCCUGAAUUUGAUUUCCAACCUAUACCAGAGGGCUUGUCCAAACAAGAAAUUGCUUGUGGGAAUUUAGUGGAUAUCAUUUUGGCAUUGAAUGAAAGAUGCAGAAUUCCCUUCCAGAAACGUUUGAUUCAGAUGAUGCUACAGCAGGAGUCACAUGAUGAGAUUACUUGCAUCAUAUAUGAUGACCUUAUGUACUUUUCCGAAGAAGUGGCCAAUCGUCUCAACAUUCCAAGCAUUGUUUUGCGCACUAGCAGUGUAGCCAGCCUUCUUUCCCGUCUGGCCAUUCUCCAACUCAAGGAUGAAGGUUACAUUCCCUUUCCAGAUGCUAUGUCACAGGACCAAGUACCUGACUUUCGCACCUUAAGGUUCAAGGAUCUACCGAUUUGUGAGUUUGGAACACCAAAAAAUUUCUAUCAGCUGUUGGCUCAUGUAUGCGACAUAAAAACAUCUUCAGCUGUCAUUUGGAAUACCAUGGAUUGCCUUGAAGAAUCGCUAUUGGCUGAACAACAGCUAAAACAAUUUCCUAUUCCAAUCUUCACAAUAGGCCCUAUGCACAAAUUUGCACCUGCCUGUUCGAGCAGUCUACUAAAAGAAGAUAGUAGCUGCAUUGAAUGGCUUGACAAGCAAGAUCCUAACUCAGUUCUUUAUAUAAGUUUGGGAAGUAUGGCUUCCACAGACGAAAAAGAAUUAGCUGAAAUGGCCUGGGGUCUUGCCAACAGCAAGCAGCCUUUCCUGUGGGUGAUUAGGCCUGGUUCAACACUCGGUUCAGAGUGGAUUGAAUCAUUGCCUGAGGGUUUCAUGGAAACUGUUAGAGAAAGAGGUUGCAUUGUGAAAUGGGCACCACAAAGGGAUGUGUUGGCACAUCCUUCAGUGGGAGGAUUUUGGACGCAUUGCGGUUGGAAUUCGACCCUGGAGACCAUAUCUGAAGGGGUUCCAAUGAUAUGCAGACCAUGUUUUGCAGAUCAAAUGGUAAACGCAAGGUUUGUGAGUCAUGUUUGGAGAAUAGGAUUGCAAUUGGAGAAUCAGUUGGAGAGAAAUGAGAUAGAGAGAGCUGUGAGAAGAUUAAUGGUAGAUGAAGAAGGGGAGGAAAUGAGGAAGAGGGCUGAGGAUUUGAAGGAAAAAGUAGAAGCUUGUUUCAAGAAAGGUGGCUCCUCCUACAAUUCCCUAAGUAAGUUAGUAGAGUUUAUGUCUUCUCAGUAGCCUAAAUUGUUUGCCUUCAGUCACAACUACCAUUUCUUUUCUGCUGUAUCAGAGUGAUAACUAAUAAAUAAUGGAGGGGACUCGUUGUUGCAAGUUA
Molecule: messenger RNA, 1510 nt
Organism: Hevea brasiliensis (rubber tree)
Lineage: Eukaryota; Viridiplantae; Streptophyta; Magnoliopsida; Malpighiales; Euphorbiaceae
Product: UDP-glucose iridoid glucosyltransferase-like
Exons: 2
Coding region: 61-1413 (450 amino acids)
Molecular function (GO): UDP-glycosyltransferase activity
Source: RefSeq, a predicted model, not a curated record